Molecule: messenger RNA, 1777 nt
Organism: Xenopus laevis (African clawed frog)
Lineage: Eukaryota; Metazoa; Chordata; Amphibia; Anura; Pipidae
Gene: tm6sf1.S
Product: transmembrane 6 superfamily member 1
Exons: 7
Coding region: 596-1474 (292 amino acids)
Source: RefSeq, a predicted model, not a curated record
ACGUCUUCUAAUUUCACACAGUUACAACCAAUGAAUUGGCUGUGUUCUGAAAAUUGGGCUUUGUUCCUUUAUUUGCAUAGCAACAGAGGCUGGAAGGAUUUCAACCACAUCAAAUCAACACCCAAACCGUGAGAUAUAAAGAGGCCCCCAUGGGCUCAAAUAAUUUACACACACAUGGGAAUGAUGGUUGCAGGUUGUGGAGUAUUGGUUGUUGUUUGACAAAGUGGUUGCAAGUUAUAACUUGGGAGGCCACACAGGGAUUUUUUUUUUCACAUAUUCUCCUUUUUGAGUGUGAUGAGUGAGAACAUUUACUAAUGGAAGACACAAGGUAUGCAUGUUAUAAGGCUAUAAAGACUGUGUUUAGCACCUGCAUAAUUAGUUAAGUACAGCGCUCUGGAGUUCCAUACCAUCAAUUUCGCAAUGUAAUAUUCUAUGUUAGACUCUUAUUACAUUGCAAAUGAAAGCUGUUUCUUGGUUGCGAAAAUCUAUAUUAAAUUCAUGCAAAGAAAAAAAGAGGCAUACUCAUUGCAUUUUUGCAAAUAUUCUCCUGUUAAUGACUUUUAUUACAUUCACCCAUUUGUGCUUUAUUUAGUGAAUGCAGAGAGUUGUGACAGGAGCAGCUACACAGUGGGUGAAAAACACAACACUUUGCUCACUAAUAGGAAGGGACAAUCUUGUUCUUCUACCCAGUGAAAUAAUAAUAAUUUCCUUUUUUUAUCAGCUGGCAUACAGUGACUGUCAGGAUGACAGAAGGGGAAGUGAAAACUACAGGACAAUUGGACUUUAUUGGGUUGGUUCGAUUCUGAUGAGCACAAUAGUAUUUAUUCCUGGAAAUAUUGUAGGAAAGUAUGGGACACGGACAUGUUCUGCUCUUCUCCUCAACUUACCGUAUCUUUGUCUUCCACUCUGGGCGGGAUUUAAAAUCUACCAGCAGCCGUCAGAUACCCCCAUCCUCUCCUCCAAGGCAAUACAGAACAUUCAGCACAGAAGUAUAUUCCAAAGACCUUCUGACUUGCUCUUAACCCUGUACCUUAUUGUGGCAACGCUCUUUUGCAUAUUUCGAGGGAUGAUUGCUUUAGAUUGCCCUGCUGAUCUCUGUAGAUUCUAUGUUCAGGUUCAGGAGCCAUAUAUCAAAGAUCCUUCUGCCUAUCCCAAGCUCCAGAUGCUCGUGCUCAUGUUUUACUAUGUGCCAUACAAUCUUAUCCUGCUUUAUGGGCUGCUUGUCCCUGGAUGUACUUGGAUGCCAGACCUAUCCUUGAUAAGUGCUGGUGGAAUAGCACAGGCCCAGUUCUCCCACAUUGGGGCUUCUCUUCAUGCCAGGACUCCAUAUAUCUAUAGAGUUCCAAAUGAGGCCAAGAUCUUCUUCUUCACAGCAAAUAUACUUUAUGGCCUUGGUUCACAGCUGCUGGCCCACAGGUGUGUAAAUAAACCGGAAUUCUUUCUGAAGGCAAAGUCGGGGGCCAAAGAUGAAUAAAUACCUCAUGCACUGUAUUGAAUAGCUUGCUAAAGCAUAAAGGACAUGGCACAAGAAUACAGUGUACAAUGAUCUGUAUAUAAGUGUAGAGCUCACUAUAAUCUGUGAUUGCUAUGGAUUUUAUAGAUAAGAAAAUGCAGAGUGUGUGUGUCUUUAUGUGGAUGAAGUCGUUUCAGUUUUUUACUACAUUUUCCUGUACAGAUUUGUAGAUCUCUCUAAGGGGCAGAUUCACUAAGCGCCAAAUUUGCGCUAGCGUCCGCUUCACAACAUCGCAACACUUCACCAGGUGUAUAUUCACCAGGA